AUGGCCGCUCACGAACGCAGCGGGACCAUCUCAUAUGAGGAACUUUGUGAGAUAUACUCCAAAGAGAUCAUCGACCAGGCCACACGCCCCAGCAUCGAAGACGACGAAGACGUACCUGUGGAUCCUGUCAACCCCGCCCCAGCCGAGGAGUCCGUCCUUCUGCAACUCACCUACUCCGUGUGGUUAUCCAACCCCCCUGCCACAGAAGCAACCCACGGCCCCCGAUCCCAACGACGAUCCUACCUAUGGCACGAGGUCCACGGUCCACCCACCCGGCCCCUCUACAUCUGCAUCCCACCGGCCGCCCGCGAAUGGUCCUGGGGAGGGUUCCAACGAGGAGUCAUCAGGAGCCUCGUCAGUCAUAACCUGGAGGUAGGACACGAGAUUCGAUGCAACCACGCCGCCGGCGAGCUCGUCUGGCAGAUGUCCCGCGGCUCGGCCGCCCAACCGAGUCCUGACCCGGCCCUGUCGCUCAUAUGCGGCCGAUCCUGGCCAGCAUCAGUCCGGCGGAUCCUUCGCACCCCCCAUCGCUUUCGGCUCCACAUAAUGGCCCCCGAUGGUCCCUGGCAGCUCGACCCAGAGCCCUCGAUCAACAGGCAACCGACACCCCCCCAUGACGUCGGUCCAGGGCGACUUGACUGGACAUAUCUCCACUGCCCGACACCCUCGUCUGGCCCUCGCGCGCCGCCUAUGCAACCCAGAACCCCCCCGCCGGGCGAGAUUAUUGUCCCAAGGCAGGUGUACGUGGAUUACACCCUUUAUGUGCCCAUAGGUCGGGACCCCCACGGAGUUAUAUACACGCAAAUCUACCAGGGCAAAGAUCACCCAAGCGCCCCCAUGAGCCUCCUCCUGCAGGGCCUGACCCCCGCCAAACUCACCCGCCUCGUCUUCUUCCACCUCAGCCGCGAGCGCCGCUCGAUCCACGUGGACCGAGUAGCUCAGGACGCAGAUGCCACGAAGAGCCUUCAAUGGCACUUCACGAUCAUCGAGCCCGGCCAGGCCCCAGCGCUCGGAUCAUUCAUGCGAGGCGAAGGCUGCUUUGAGGAUUUUGUCAACGCUGUGGGUGCAUCGUCACCCCUAGCCAAGGUCGUUAUCCGGCUAUACAUGCAGUAUGAUGACCGGCACCUUCGGCCCCUCCCACCCAAGGAGCGCCGAUACCUAGUGAUUGGCCCCAGGAGCCCACGAGACGAUACGACCUCCAGGACACAAGGAACAGCCUAG
Molecule: messenger RNA, 1221 nt
Organism: Puccinia graminis f. sp. tritici CRL 75-36-700-3
Lineage: Eukaryota; Fungi; Basidiomycota; Pucciniomycetes; Pucciniales; Pucciniaceae
Exons: 3
Coding region: 1-1221 (406 amino acids)
Source: RefSeq, a predicted model, not a curated record